This is a messenger RNA of Priapulus caudatus, 1264 nucleotides long. Its product is annotated as protein arginine N-methyltransferase 6-like. Bases 60 to 1133 code for a protein of 357 amino acids. The transcript is spliced from 9 exons. The record is from RefSeq and is a predicted model, not a curated record. Lineage: Eukaryota; Metazoa; Priapulida; Priapulimorpha; Priapulimorphida; Priapulidae. Gene Ontology annotation, biological process: peptidyl-arginine methylation. Gene Ontology annotation, molecular function: protein-arginine N-methyltransferase activity.
CUUGAUUUCUUGUUUAUGUACGUGAUUUUCCCGAGUAUUUUUCAGAAACUGCAUGCAUCAUGAGUAAUGAAUUUACGCCGAUCGAUCAUAAAAACAACAGUGACCAUUGUAUUGUGUCGACGUUGAAGAAAAGGAAAUGUACAGACGAUGAUAAUAGCUACUUCAGGUCAUAUGCAGACAUCGAAAUACAUGAGGACAUGAUUGCAGAUAGUGUCCGUACAAGUGCUUACAGAACAGCCAUACUGAAGAACUACCGGCAACUCUACAAAAAAACGGUCAUCGAUGUUGGUGCAGGCACAGGUAUUCUGAGCAUUUUCUGUGUACAAGCGGGAGCAAAGCAUGUGUAUGCUGUUGAAGCAAGUGAUAUGGCGAGACAGAUAGAAAAGUUAGCUGCAGCCAAUAAUAUGCAGCACAGAAUCACUGUACUGCAUGGCAAGCUGGAGGACAUGAAUCUACCAGAAAGUGUUGACUGUAUCGUUUCUGAAUGGAUGGGCCACAGUUUGCUGUAUGAAUCUAUGCUGGAGUCUGUCCUGUACGCCCGUGACCACUGGCUUAAGCCAGGUGGAAUCAUCUUGCCUGACCAUGCACAGCUCUUCAUGGCACCAAUAGCUGAUGCAGAUCACUUGCCACCUAGGUUGAGCUUCUGGGACACGGUUCCACAGGAUAUGUACAAAAUCAACAUGGCCAGCAUGAGGACAUACGCAGAGCAGUGCUUAAUGUCAAGGCCACAUGUAAUGGAAGUACCAGGAUACUGGCUGCAAAGCCAUCCACAGAAACUCUGUGAUAUAGACCUCUACACCGUGACAACAGCUGACUUGAAGACUAUCGAAGCAAGCUUUGAGUUUUCCUGUUUUGGUAGCACAGACAUUAAUGGAUUUGUUGUCUGGUUCAGUGUAAGGUUUCCUGGACACAUUACAUUGAGCACAUCACCUUAUGACAGUGUCACUCAUUGGUGUCAGACUGUUUUGUACUGCCAGUCUAUGCCUGUAGAACAGGACAGCAAGGUGCAAGGACAUCUGGAGCUGAGACAAAGCCAAGCCAAUCACAGACAUUUGCAUAUAACGCUGAAGUACCGUGCAGAUGAUCAGUCAGAACUUGAGCAAGUUUAUUCAAUGGGUGGCGAUGGCUCAUAGACUGAGUGCACGCUUGUGCACCUAUAUUUGUUUAUGCUAAUUUUAUUCUGUGAUUACCCAGAAGUGAUGACGCAACAUCGUGAUAACAAACGCUACCUGGAAUGGAAUGUGGAUGCCACCACACAGCUGCU